CUCAUCUGUAAUCUCAUUGUGUGUGUGCACUAGCGUAGUUAAGGGGACGGUAGGGGCGGCACUUUUCAUCUUGUUGUAGGCUAUUGCUGUAGGCAUUAUGUGUUUUUUGUGGGGGUUCAGGGGCGGCAGACGGAAGGGCUGCCCGGGGUGGCACACACUCUAGUGUGUGUAUGGAACUUAGUCUAACUGUGAUUGAAUGCGUAUCGUUUUCGUUAGUUCACUCACUGCGUGUAUACAUGUGUUUUCUCUCUCUCUCUCUCUCUUUUUCCCAUCACCGCUUAUGAAAUCUGGCUGACGUUCUUUUCAUUGUCUGGCCGUUGCCACCUCUCUCUGACACUUGUUACUACUUCCCUUUUUCUUCUCUCUCUCUUUUACAUACACACAUGUACACACACUAAAUCCCAUUUAUAUUUACUUGUACACUCGUUGACGUUUCUUAUCGCGCUGACGACGGAUUCUCUUCAAAACGUUACGCUUCCCUACUUCUCUGCGGCCCAAAAAUUCUUUUUAAAUCUAUAUGUAUAAUUUUUUAACAACACUGAACAUCUCUAGUUCCCUCGGAUUCUACUGUUUUACUACACAUUUGUUAUUGCCAUAUUCAUAACUAUGGAAGUUGAUAUUGCGAGUGCGAAAACUGGGAAAUGUAUUGUUUCCUUCAGUAACCUCAAACCUCUGUCGACAGUGAAAGAUGUUAAAAAGGAAUAUAAGAAAUUCAGUCCGAAAUUGGCAUUUGAAAGACAAUCAUUUCGUAAAGAAGCGCGAGGCAGGCUUCUUAGAGAUGACGAAACACUAGCAAGUUUGGGAUUCAACAAAAAAGCUGUCCUUUACUUCAAAGACCUUGGCCCUCAAAUAGGAUGGACCACAGUAUUUCUCGCAGAAUAUGCUGGACCUCUUUUUAUUUAUGCAUUCUUUUAUAUUCGUCCUAGUUUUAUUUAUGGACAGAAUGCUUUGAACGAACCUCGUGCCUUCGUAGUGGAUCUCGCUGCCGGUUGUUGGUGCUUUCAUUAUGGCAAAAGACUACUGGAGACCCUGUUUGUACACCGAUUUUCUCAUGCAACCAUGCCUAUUCGCAAUAUUUUCAAGAAUUGUGGGUACUACUGGGGCUUCUCGGCUUACAUUGCUUAUUAUAUGAAUCAUCCUCUGUACACUUCACCUGGCUUCGGUAACAAACAAAUAUAUGCAGGUCUCGCACUUUUCCUCCUCUCAGAAAUCGGUAAUUUUUCUAUUCAUAUUGCACUACGCAACCUCCGGCCCCGCAAUUCUACGCGACGGUUGAUACCUUAUCCGGGCCUGAACCCUUUCACUUGGCUCUUUCAUCUCGUUAGCUGCCCAAACUACACCUACGAGGUGUUUGCUUGGAUCGGUUUUACAGCGAUGACACAGUGUUUUCCUGUUGGACUCUUUACUCUGGCAGGUUUCUAUCAGAUGACUGUAUGGUCUUUCAACAAACUUGUAAAUUACAAAAGAGAAUUUAGUGAUUUUCCUCGAAACCGUACUGCCAUUAUCCCUUUUAUUUUAUAAUCCAUUUAUGUAUCUUUAUAUUGUCCUUCACGGGCUCAAUAAUAUUUCCACCUAUAUUUCUAAUCUAUACAUGUUUCAUUUUAUACUUGUUUUGCUUUACCGUUGACUAUUUAUUUAAUUGUUCGGCGAUCCUAAUGAUAGUUAUUUCGUUUUUAUUACUUUUUUCCCAAAAUUUUAAUUUAAGCUCAUAAAAAUAACAUGAAACAAAAUUAUGACAAUAUUAAACAUACAUAAAGAAUUACAAAAAUGCAGAGGGUACUUGUAGAUAUUUGCUAUUCCAUUCAUUUUCUCUCCACGUAGUUCCUUCAUUAUUGAUGGGUAAAGUAGUUGAAUUGUUCCACAACCAUCUUACAGAGAGAUUCAAAGGACUGUGAAUAAAUAUUAUUAUUAUUGUCAACAAAAUUUCCGUCAUGUAUGUAAAUUCCAUCACCUGCAGGUUGGUCUGUUUGGACAUAAGCAGCCCAUAGAUCGGACAUUAUUCGAUUCCGGUAGAAUGUUUUGUUGUCUGAGUGACUCUUAAGCGGCCCUGAAAAAAAAAAUCCACCGCUUUACCAAAUGCCCUCUAAAGCGAACUAUUCUACCAACAUAUUCGUAGUUUUAGUUCUAACUCCACCAAUUCCUUUGAAAUUAUUAUCAACCCAUUCACAAUAAAUGUCUUUAUGACAGCAACAUCUGUCUUUCACUUUCAAUAUCAACAUGUUAAUUUUGUGUUGUAUUUCUGUUACGAAGCAUACUGGCAUGAAAUUUUAUUGAAUCGGACCGUCAAAUAAUAUUUUUGAAAAUUGUACAUUCAGACUAUUAGUUCUGUAAUGUCUACUAAUUCACUUGUGUAUGUGUUGUUAAGGGCGUUUAGGAAAAUCAUAUCCCAUAACCUACAUUCCACCUCAUUUGCUACAAAACAGCAGUUUAUUGAAUACUAUGAAAAUAAGUAUGUUUAAAAGAAGCUGAAAUAAUGUGGCGAAGAUCAAAUGUAAUUUCUUAUUCUUUUGGGUGGAUUUGAGAAAUCAUUUUCAAAACAAAUGCCUGAAACUAAGGAGAAACUAACAUUAAAAAAAAAAAAACUUGUAAAACGCAACAAAGAACUAGCUGGAAUAUUGUUUAUCAAGAUCACGGACAAUGUUUACUUUCCGUGAGUAUGAGUUUCAGAUCAUUUUCCCACUGAAACACUGAACAUUUGGCUAUAGUUAUUAUAUACGCAUAAAACCGACUUUUGGGAUUAUGUAAACAUUUGUUGUUUCACAGUGUUUAUCUCUGAUAUUUUGUAUAUUCGUUUGAUGAAUUAAAAAGAAAUAAUUUAUAACCCA
Messenger RNA from Octopus bimaculoides (California two-spot octopus), 2825 nucleotides. RefSeq names its product very-long-chain enoyl-CoA reductase. NCBI's taxonomy places the organism in Eukaryota, Metazoa, Mollusca, Cephalopoda, Octopoda, Octopodidae. Gene Ontology annotation, molecular function: oxidoreductase activity, acting on the CH-CH group of donors. The record is from RefSeq and is a predicted model, not a curated record. Gene Ontology annotation, biological process: very long-chain fatty acid biosynthetic process.